Messenger RNA from Xiphophorus hellerii (green swordtail), 2290 nucleotides. It is a transcript of the gene fam89b, whose product is annotated as family with sequence similarity 89 member B. Lineage: Eukaryota; Metazoa; Chordata; Actinopteri; Cyprinodontiformes; Poeciliidae. The transcript has 2 exons. Bases 203 to 670 code for a protein of 155 amino acids. The record is from RefSeq and is a predicted model, not a curated record.
GAACGCCCCUUUUACACAAAGAGCAGGAUGCAAAACAAAGCCCGGAAGCUUCAUAUUCUGUCUGCAGCCAAAAAUCCCUUUUCUCCCGUCUGAACCAGGAAGAUGAUCUCAUUUUCUUUGAGUAAACAGCGCCUUUGUGUGAGCAGCUACUUCUGAGAGGUUUUGAAAACGUAAAAUCCACUUUUACUGAGGAAAAAGUGUCAUGGACGGGAGUUUAAGCAGAGCAGACUAUCGGGUUGGUGCCGCUGUGUCCGCCGCAGAGGGGCUGCCGCCGCUGCCUAAGAGCCUGAGCGGGAUCCUGAACUCCAGCGGCGGGUCGUGGAGGGACAUGCAGACGAUGCACAGCAAGAGGAGCCGCAUCCAAGCCGAGAUCAGCUGCAGAGGAGGCAGAGAGGCGGCUGCUGCCAAGCCUGGUGGACUGGACGCUGCGCUGGCGCUGCUGCGCAAAGAGAUGGUGGGUCUACGUCAGCUCGACAUGUCUCUGCUCUGCCAGCUGUGGUCUCUCCAGGAGGCCAUCCAGGAAUGCAAGGGCGAAGCCUCCAUCACCGCUGAUAACGGCUACUCUGAGGAUGAAGAGGAGGAGGAGGAGGAUGAACUAGAGGAGAACAAUGAGGAUAAAGCACAAAAUUCUUCUCAGCAUUCUCCCAGAAACUCCUUUCAUUUUCACUAGUAAAUACAAACACAUGGACCAAUGGUGAAAAGAGACCGUUUGGCUCUUUGAGACCCUUUUUUAUUGACGUUUUAAUUUAUCACAUGCCUGUUUAUCAGGCACAUUUUGCUCAAUAACAAAGCAUACGAUGCUUGUUUUGUAGAAAAGCAGUUAACUAAACAAUGUUUUAUAUGAGAUCACUGUUAUGUUCAUGUUAACUUUAAGCACAUUAAUGUGGCUUUUAUUUUUUCUUAUAGGUUAGUUUUGUUUGCCCAUCACACCACAUCAUUCAUAUCCUACUUAGAACCUGAUGGGCUUGAGAAAGAAUUUAAGUACGGUACUCAUUUAUUAACUUUUAUGCCUGAUUUAAUAAAUUAUUAUUUUUAAUCAUUUGCAUAUAGUUUGUGUCUAGAAAGGUAUGAACAUUUUAGAUAAAGCCCAAUUAGGAUUGUUGGGAUAACAGUAAAGAGAGGUUUCUUCUUCACAGCUAAGAGUCUUUUUUAAAAAGAAAAAUGAAACAUAAAACACAGAAAAGAAACCAGCAGGUCAACAGUGUUGUUUUGAACAGUGCCAAUUAAGAAUAUUUUAUAUUUGUGCUGUGCAUUUAAAAGACAGUGGGGACGUUUUGAUUGCAUACAAAGAAUGAAUUCUUUGAGAGUGAAAUCCAAAGUACAUGUAGGAAAAAAGAUUCACACAAAAAUGCGUUUUCACCAUUUCCAUGGUAAUCAACAUGAACACCACCAACACUGUGUAAAUGCAGAAUAAUUUGGAUUUGGCUCAUGUGAUCCUUUUAUGAAGCUGUAAAUUACACCUAAGUAGUGAAAGAGUUAAAAGUAAAGAACAGUUGAAGUUCAUAGGAAUGCUCUGAUUUAAAUACAUUUCUAAAAGGUCAGACAGAACAUAUUUUUUGUGAUAUUAAACUUCAGUAUGUUAAAAAUCAGCCUUUUCCUGACCUUACAAAACUGGAUGAGUUGCAAAUUGUGGGAGUUUAUUUCUAAGAAGUAAACAUUUAAAGCCCAAAGAUUCCUUUUGACAUCUUCUUUAUUUAUGUUAUGAUCUGGAAACUUUUCACAGAUAUUAAUUAUGAGAUUUUACCAAAUCCUAGAAACAACUUUGAUUUAGUGCAAACAUGCUUUCAAUAGCUCUGAAUGCCAAAAUAAACUUUCCAAGUUUCUUGUUUUAUUUAUUUAACUCCCACACAUAGUUUGAAAACUUCAAGUAAAAUGUCAGGUUUUGGUGACGUAAAGCAAUGAUCCUUUUUUCACGUCUGAUGUGAAUUUUACAAUUCAAAUAAACAACAAACAUUAAAUUGACUAAAGAGAUAAAAAUCAAAACAAGAUGCAGCAACCUGGUUGUUUAAGGGACAACAUUGUUGAAGUACUUGCUGUUUUCACAACACAUUUUGAUUCAGUUCCAGUAUUCAGUCUUCUUUAGUCUGUCAGGAUCCAACAUAUUAAUUUAUAUUUACCCUCUUCACCGAACAGAAAUGUCCAAAUCUAUCAGAUUGUGAGGACAAAAACAAGCCUGUGCAGGAGACCCCACAGUUUUUUUUCUUCCAGAGCUUUCAUUUCUUUUGUAGAUUUGGAUGUAUGCUUGGAUUUUUUCUGAUGCUGAAAAAUUAAACUCUGCAGUGUAUUAAUG